Messenger RNA from Bombus pascuorum, 1627 nucleotides. Its product is annotated as WD repeat-containing protein 18. The record is from RefSeq and is a predicted model, not a curated record. The coding region runs from base 227 to 1519 and encodes 430 amino acids. Gene Ontology annotation, biological process: DNA-templated DNA replication; rRNA processing. Gene Ontology annotation, cellular component: nuclear pre-replicative complex. The transcript has a single exon. Lineage: Eukaryota; Metazoa; Arthropoda; Insecta; Hymenoptera; Apidae. Gene Ontology annotation, molecular function: protein binding.
GUUAUACUGUCCAAUAGAAUCGUUUCUGCACUACCUAAAAUAAGUCUCAACUAGUGGCUCUAAAAGCGUCAUGGUUUAUGGUGGAAAUCUAACCUAGUAUAACGCGCAUGUUUACGGGAAAGUUAGAACUCGACUCGAAAGAGUACUAGAUCGAAGGGAAAGAUUUAUACCAGAGUAUGUGAAGACUUAAAAUAACCAUAAUCAGUUUAAUAAAACUAUAAUAAAAAUGUCGCGAAUUGUCGACACGAGAGAAGUGAUUUUAACUAGUGACAGUAGCGGUGAACAAGGGAGUGCGUCUGUGUGGGAUCACCGAACUGGUUCACUUUUAUCGACUUAUAAAAAUACUGGUCCUCUCAGUCAUAGAACUCUUCAACUUUUAAGCGACAGUUAUAUAGUAGGUGCAGAUUUAACGAAACCGCGUAUACACGUUUGGCCAUUGAACAGUCAUUCUCCCGUAUCUAAUCUGAGACUGACAACACCGGGAAAGGUUACUGCUCUGAGUUGCACGCCCAAUGGGGCCUACAUGGUCGCAGCCAUUUCCGAAAAACUAUUUUUCUGGCAAUUGUGCAACGGGCGUUUGUUAAAGAAUUUAUCGCAACAUUAUCAAACAGUGACCUGUUUGACGUUCACCAAAGACGGUUCCAUUCUCGCCAGUGGCGCUGAGGACGGAUUAAUUUUCGUGUGGUCAUUGUAUCGUGUAUUGAACGAGGAGCAUCCUACGCCAUUGCACACAUUCUCUCAUCACUCUUUGCCAGUGAAGGACCUACAAUUUGGACAUGCUGGCGCGCGAGGAAGACUGUGCUCCGUAUCUCUUGAUCGAACAUGCAACGUUUACGACGCAGGCUCCGGAUUGCUAUUGCUCACCCUUGUGUUCGACGUGCCACUCACUUCCGUUUCCAUGAACGCACACGAAAGUGAUUUAUUCGUGGGCUGCACAAACGGUGACAUAUAUGGAUUCAAUUUGCACGAGCCGCCACGUGGAAUAGAGCAUCAUGUGCAGGUACGGAAAGACGGAAAUUCGGAUGGAGUGAUAGUUUUCCAGGGGCACAAAUCGAGCGUAGUAUCAUUGUCAAUAUCGAUCGAUUGUCAAUACCUGCUGUCGGGCUCAACCAGCGGCGAAAUUCACGUCUGGGACAUAGCGAGUCGUCAGAUUCUUCGUACGAUCAAUCGCAAGGGACCAAUCACCGCUGCAUUCUUCGCGAAAAACUACGACAAUUUCCGGGUCACCAACCUUAAGCCGCGUUUACAACUAUGUAAUUUACAUAAGACAUCGGACGAUAGCGGAAAGGAAAGCUCCAUCGAGGUGAUUUCAAGGGAUCGAAAUACAACAGACAUUAUAGAUUUUGAUUUGUACAUAGAUAAAAAUAUCGAUUUGAGCGGAUCAGACAAUGUAACCUUGAAAAAGUUUUCCGAGAUGAAAGAAGAGAUCGAUAAACUGAAGAAAAUUAAUGCUGCUAUAUAUGAGUACAGUGUAAAACGUAUUUUGAAUAGGUCGAAUGACGAUUUAUGUUCGAUUUAAAGUUUCCUAUGGAUACGUAAUUUUGAUGUCAAUCGUUAAAUUAUUUAGUAAAAGUUUUCUCAUAAAAACUGAUCAUAAUAAAGAGUAGUUGAUGCAUGCUGUAAAUAA